Molecule: messenger RNA, 4221 nt
Organism: Cloeon dipterum
Lineage: Eukaryota; Metazoa; Arthropoda; Insecta; Ephemeroptera; Baetidae
Gene: Zmynd8
Product: Zinc finger MYND-type containing 8
Exons: 18
Coding region: 207-3734 (1175 amino acids)
Cellular component (GO): cytoplasm; nucleus
Molecular function (GO): protein binding; transcription corepressor activity
Source: RefSeq, a predicted model, not a curated record
CGCACGGCAGACAGCAGACGGAACAGCUAAACGCGAGAGAGUUUGUGGAGGGGGAAGUCGGGCGGACCAGCAGCAGCCGAGCGCAAAAGAAGGUUCAUGCCGACGCAUUUGCGGCCGAAUUUGCCAGGUUUCCAGGGCACAAGCCGCUUCUGACACUCACCAACAGCACCCUUUCAAUUUCUGGUGAAGAUAUCUGAUAAAACAACAUGUCUGACGUGGCAGAGACUACUGAAAAGGCUGACUCAGAGAGCCGUUGUUCGACGCCCAGAGCAGCAUCCAUUGCUUCGGUGGACUUGGAUGAGUCAUCCAAAUUAGAUCGACGUACAAGGUCAUCAAGGUCUAACACUCCGGUGACGAAAGGCCUGAGGCCGAAGAGACAGAAGGUCAGUAACAGUAGUCCGAGCAGCAGCCAGGACCACGAUGACGACGAGGACGUAAACCCGAUUGAGGAAGGGCCACUGGUGGCCAAACGCAAGAAUGCGGUGGAAGGGGAGGCUGUGCACGACCCAUACUGCUGGAUCUGCCACAAGGAGUUGUCAGAAGGAAAUAACAAGCCUUGCUCAACUUGUUUACGCUCGUUUCACCUAAAGUGUGCCCCGCCCAUCAAAUACCCAGACCGCCAGGCGAAUCCUAAUAAAUGGGAGUGCCCAGAGUGCUCGCCAUUCUCUUUUGAGCCAAAGCCUAGAAGCGAAGGAACGCAAGAGCAGCUCAACGUUCUUUUUAAAUAUGUCAUCGACAGAGCGGUUACUCCAUCAACCGAACCAUUCAUGCACACGGUCAACAUGAAGGAAUUUCCACAGUACCUGGACUAUAUUAUCCACCCUGUGUGCAUAUCUGAAAUUGAGGAGAAGGUGAAAAACAGUUUGUACCGCAGCCCAAGAGAGCUACUAGCCGACUUUAAAUGGAUCUGCCACAACUCCAUAAUAUUUAAUUCAGCCCAAGCUAAACUGACGACAAUAGCUAAGCAAAUGCUGCGUGUGGUGCGAGAAGAAACAAAGGAGAUCGAGAGCUGCCCCAACUGCCUGUUCAACGCCUACACCAUGAAACCAGACUGGUUCAUUCAAGCUUGUGAUCGUCCCCACCUCCUGGUGUGGGCCAAAAUGAAGGGCUUCCCUUACUGGCCGGCAAAGGCCAUGUCCUUCAACCAGGGCGGGACCCUGGUAGACGUCCGGUUCUUCGGCAAGCAUGACAGGGCUUACUUGCCCAUUGUAGACUGCAUGCUGUACACAGCUUGGUAUCCAGCUCCCGCCCAAGUGAAGAAGCCACGAGAGGAUGUUUCUCUAUGCAUAAAGGAGGUGGAUCGGCACAUUGCAAAACUGAAAGAGCGAUAUGGAUCUUACGUCUUCGCGUCGAACAUCACUUUCCUAAAUCCCAAAGACAUGGAGGGACAAGUGAAAAAAAUGCUUCCAAAUUACAAUCCUGAUGAAGUGGGGAAACCCAGUGUCCAAAAAACUCCUGCAGAGGACGCCCAGAAGAGCAACCUCUCGCAGCCAAGCGUGGUGCUAAAGCGGCUCUCUAGCGUCGACUCGCAGGUGUCCCAGUCCUCCCAUUCCUCAACCGGUGGGGAAGCAAAGACUGGUAAGCCUGAUGCCGCUAGCAUAACGACUCUGCCUGAGGAUGAUGACUCGCAAGACUCUGUCAGCAACUAUAUUAAGGUGAAACCAGCUACUGAGCUGAUGUGCCCUAUUUCGGCAUCGGAAUCACCGCAGUCAUCAUCUGCCAAGAGUGAUGAUGAGAGGAAGGGCCAGGGACAACUCAAAAGAAAAAUUUCACUAACAGCAAACAAAAUGAAUCCCAAUUCGAAUUCUAAUUUCCGAAGAUUAUUUGAAGCAUCAUUUACAGAAGACAGAAAGCAAAGAGCGAGAAAAGGCUCGAAAAUCGAUCCGUCAGUUCCCAUUCAGACUGCAGCAUCCAAGCUCAAAGUAAAAGAGAAGACAAGUGGCAGCGAAUCAGACAGAGAGUCUGGCAACCCUGUAAUCAAAGCUGCGGCCAGCUUGAUGAAAGAACUCAAGACUCUCAACUCUGAUCUCAGUGACAUAGACGAUGAGGUAGACCCUCUGGUGGAUCACGAGGAUGGAGCAUCCCCAGCCAAAAAGGUCAAAUCCGUCAUCACUCUGGAUGAAGACGCUGAGAUGCUGCGGCACGAGGCAGAAGACUUCAACCAGUCUCUGAAAGGGACCACGGAAAAAUCCGCCAAGGCGAUAAAGUGUCCGCAGAGUAAGAGAAAGAUCGCCGAGGGAAUCAAAGUCUUAAACAAUCUGAAAAUCUUUGGUCUCGACGUCACCCCGGUGCCUUCGGCCGCCACCUCUCCCUUGUCUCCCUCUUACGAAAUUUCCAGUGACUCGUCCGAGUUUAUCGAGUCAGACCUCGAAUUCGACAAGCAGGAGACCCAGAAGGAAGAGUCGGUGGUUAUGAUGGAGGUAGAGCCAGACAUCCAUAUCGGGAAAACUGUAACGAAGAAAGCGGCGCAGAGAUCUGCUGGAAUGGCAAUCAUGGGCGCGUUCAAAAAUAUUCCUCAGAAAACCGUCCCUGUUACUAGCAAGACUGUUAAAAGUACUGCUCUCCCCGUGAAUCCUCCGCAGACAUCCCUGCUGAAGAAAAACCUGGUGCCGAACAGGGCGAGAAAAUCUUUGACAGCGGCCGGUCAGGCUCCACAAUCGUCAUUCCUAUCCCAAAGGCUGACUGCCCCAGCUACUACAAUUAAAAAGCUUCCUGUCGUCCCCCAACAGCAACAAAAAUUCAUCCUGCUGACAACCCAAGCACCUAUUCAGGUGGAGAAGAAAGAUUCCAAGCCUGAGAAUCAAAAUCAUUCAACAGUUCCGAGCGCUGCAGGACCGGCGAUUGCCAAACUCAAUUCCUUGGCUGACAAUUUGGCAGACAAUAUUAGACAGACGGUGUACACGCUGAUAAAUGACUUGGCCCAGAAGAGUGCUGAGGAAGAUUUGAAGACUGAAAACGCGCAGCUGAAGCUGCAGCUGGAGGCAGAGCGGUGGUACCACAGGACGACCAUCGAAGAAUUGAAAAGGAACCAUGAUGUGGUCCUGCAAGACUUUGAAACGACGGUCGAGCAAAGCACGAUGAGAGCCAAAAUGGAGAUGCAGAAGAUCUCUGAGGCGGAGAUGAAGCAAACCAUCGAUGAGGUGAAGAGGAAAACCUGGUGCACAGUUUGCCUCAACGAAGGGACCCUGUAUUGUUGCUGGAACACUAGCUACUGCGGCUUCCCUUGCCAGAGAAAGCACUGGACAGAACACAAACGCACGUGCAAGGCUAAGUCUGUGAGCAUGCCCAAAGUAAGUGAGUUCGGCAACACCCACCACAAUGGUCCAGCCCUUGCUCAAAGUACAAAAAAUAAUAAAAUCAACUACACAGCGGUCGCAGGAUCUAUGAGUAACCAAACCAAUGGAACUGUCGCGAAAAAUGCGAGGAAAGUUAUCUCAUAUACUCCCCAGCAUCCUGUGUUAGGUUCGGCUACUGACGUGACAGCUGCCGUCCCACAGAUGGUAACAUUGUCAAAGACUGUAUUGUCCGCGGAAAAUUUUGAGCCCAACGUGCACAUCAUGGUGGGCUCUGGGAGCAACAAAACGCAAGCGAAACUCGCACAAAGCAUCCAUCACAAUGCCCUGCCGUCGACGAUUACGACAAGACCAGUGCAUACCAUGGCGAAAAACAGCACGCCAGCGACGCAGGUAACUACGACACCCCUCUUUCAGUUCUACAAAGAGUCGACCGAGUGAGUUAACAAAAAGUUAGUGCUCUUACGUGUUGUGUUGCGUCCGGCGAGAACCGUUCACAAACGCUCUUCUUCAAUGUACAAUCUACACCGUAGGGAAAGUUUAUUCAUGACACUUCCUUGAAUCUCAGAAUCGAAUUGGAUCAGUGAUAUGAAUCGUGAACAAUGUUCAUUGUGCGAAGUUAUUGAAUAAUUUCUGUACGUCAUUCCGCUUCAUUUCAUCAUAACUAGGUGUUGCGAUUACUGUGUUCUCUAUAACAUCUACUACGCUUUUAAUUUUUAUUUUAAUCUCUGAUGUAGCAAUUAAAUGAGUCGACUCAAUUUACAUCAAUUGUUAUUUCACAAACUUAGUUGUAUAUAUAAUAUAUAGUUCGACCUCUUACAAGUGGUGCUAAAUCCUCUUCGCUGCCAUUUCUCGGCAAAAUAAACUGUCUCAGAUUGAUUUUGAGCUUGUAAAAUAAUUUUGAUUCUUUUAUUUGCACGUGUAAAAA